Pangasianodon hypophthalmus (striped catfish) is the source of this 2934-nucleotide messenger RNA. RefSeq names its product EF-hand calcium binding domain 11 (gene efcab11). Gene Ontology annotation, cellular component: cytoplasm. Gene Ontology annotation, molecular function: calcium ion binding. The transcript has 6 exons. The coding region runs from base 74 to 604 and encodes 176 amino acids. Lineage: Eukaryota; Metazoa; Chordata; Actinopteri; Siluriformes; Pangasiidae. The record is from RefSeq and is a predicted model, not a curated record.
AACAUUUAAAACCUAACGUUCAUUUUUCUUUUUUGACAUAAACAGCUAGCAGGCGGUUUGUAACGUUAGAAAAAUGUCUCUUCAUAGCGGCGCUGCAUUUUAUAGGAAAGAGGAUAGAAAAAUGACAGCAGCUGACAGGAAGAGGUUUGUUUCGGUUUUUGAUCAGUGUGAUGUGGAAAACAAGGACUAUUUGUGCAGAGAGGAUCUUAAAGUCGCAGUUGUGAUGCUGUUCGGUUAUAAACCUUCAAAGUCAGAAACAAGUAUGAUGAUGGAGGCUGGUGCUGUGCCAAACUGUCCAGGUAUGAUGAGUAGGUCGUGUCAGAUUACAGGGGUCCCUUUGGAGCAGUUUGUGUCUCUCAUGGGGAGGAAGUUAUCAGCAGGGGAUCCAUAUGAGAAGACGAGACAGAUCUUCAGCGCAUUUGAUCUACACUGCCGUGGAUUCCUGAAGUUGGAGGACUUCAGAAGUGUGUUUGCGCGUGUGGCUCCUCGCCUGCCUGAGCGCACCGUGCUGGAGGCUUUUCGCCACGUGGACCACGACUCAGAUGGACACAUCAGCUUCAAGGACUUUGAGGACGUCAUCGGUUACGGGCUGGCCAACAGCUGAGGCACUGUGGUAAAGCAGAAAGUCUGUGGGAUCAGCAGUAAGAGCUCAUGUGCAUCUGAAGCUGCCUGAUUUAAAAAAAAAUAAAAUAAAAUUCAGUACAAAAACACAUUCAUUCACAAAAUAGCACAAGGUGUUCAUUUAAAGUACCCAGGACUCAAAACCUGAUUCUGAUCAUAUAUAUAUAUUGGUGUUUGGUCUAGAUAAGUUAAUACAUUCACAUUUUACAUUUUACAUAUUUACAUAUGAGCUCAGUUUGUGAGGUCACAACAUAGGCCCAAAUUUAAGCCAAUCAUAUCCAGUAUGCAAAUUAUGAGAUGAGUGGGACACUAUGGCUAAUAUGGAUAGGUUUGUCUAUGUAAGGAAUAAAACACUCUGUGUUGCGCUGUUGUAGGAAAAUAAUGAACGGCAUCGCUGUGUGUUGAAGGAGAGUUACUAUUACUACCCUGAAGUCCAUUACUUUGCUAUUAUAGCACAUCUGUAAGUUUUUUUAUUCCUCUUAUACAACAGCAAUUUUGCUAACGAUUACAAUUUUUUUUUUAUUUAUUAAAAAUACCACAUUGUCCUUUUUUAAAUCUCUUUAUAAUUAUAUUUAAUGUUUUGAAACACCAAUGAUCAUUUACCUUAAAACUUCCCAACCGGCCUGUGUCGGAAAAGUUAAAGUUACAGCUUUACAAAGCACUGACACUGGAGACUCCUUCCACUGAGACCCAGAUACUAAAAUCAAUGAUAUAUCAUCCAUCAUAGAUUAUUUUUAAGAUUUAGAAGUACACGAUCAGGUUGGUUUUGUAGUCUUUUGUAUGUUAUCACCUCCCCUCAUCCUCCUCACUGUCUGAUAGGCAGCAAUGAGCCAUUAGUGAAGUGCACUCUGGCCUCUUUGUUAAAAAGGCAGACGAACUUCAGUGCCUGAGAGUCGGGUUUGAUGAUGAGCUUUGAUGUCAUAUCGAUCCGGUCGGUGCGAGGCUGUGCCGUGUAAUAGGCAGACACACACUUCUAUUGUCCAGUUGUCUUACAGGCUGCAUUAAGAAUAAACCCAGUCCCGCCAGGUCUAAUUCACUCACUGUACUCGUGCAAUUCUCACUCAAAUCAACGUCACUCGUGGGUUUACAGCGGAGUGCUCUGCCGUUACCACCGAGCACUCUUCAGGUAUUUCCCUUUCGCUUCUGUGUACCUGCCGUUCAGUCACUUCAAACCCAUUACACAGCAUGUCGAGGGCUGGAUGUCUUCUAAUCCUCCUCUACUAAAUCCAUUUGCACCUGAGAAACAGGCGGCUUGCUUUUUAGUUCUGAAUAUGAGUGCUCGUAAUCAGAUUGCAUUUUUAAUCAGUUUUGCACAAAAACACCGCUGUGCAGCCAUUAAGAAAAGGCCCAGACGCACUCUUGCAGAGGAUUUUAUGCCACUCUUGUUACACACGAUUAUGGAACUGUAAAUACUUGUUUGUGUUUUGUCGAGAUUUACUGCACUCCCGUCUGAAUAAAGAUUAAUUUGUUUUUGUAAUCAGUCCCGAGUCCUCAUCUGUACGACGCACGCGUGUGCGCGCUCUCCCCAGCAAAUCCACCGGGGGCUCAGGAGGCAGCGAGCGAAGAAAUGGACUUGCAAGAGGGAAAAAAAAAGGAAAUAAUCAAAUAGUUUUUAAUCAAAUACGUGUUUAAUCCACACACAGCUCAUUCUCACCGAUGAGCCGCUGUUCAAAAAAUGAUCAGGAGAGAGCUGGUUUAAUCUUCACCUUCCUUUUUGAAACUAAUUAAGUGAAUCCUGACAUUUUAUUGCUCUCUCUGUGUGUGUGUGUGUGUGUGUGGGUGUGUGUGUGUGUGUGUGUGUGUAAAAUGCCCAAGGACAAACACCCUACGGUGAAAAACAUGGUGUUGUGUUGCAAUAUAAGUCUUGCUAAUGAAAAUGAAAUGUGUGUAUGAUGUGUACACCAGCCUGGUGACGCCUCUUUUCCUGCAACGAAGAAACUUCAACUUGUGAAGACAUUAAUUCUACGGCUGACGGCAACCAGAAAGAUCCAAUGGAACCCAGAGUGAUUUAGUCAUCACAAGGAGAAGAGACAACCAGACCUGCAAGAGAGAGACAACCAGAGAGAGACAGAGAGAGAGAGAGAGAGAAAUGCUGCUUGUUUAGACUGCAGUAGAUGGUGGGGGCUUUAUAGCUACUGCAGUAACACGAUAGCUCACGUGUGUGUCUGUGUGUGUGUGUGAUGAGGGAAAGGUUGAUGAAUCAGCAUCACAACCUUGACAUGAUUAGACGCUAUAUAUGUGUUCUAUAAGCUAAAGCACAUGUAAAGCAAACACGUACGAGCACAGAGAUGCCACGUUUGUGCACAAACAUGA